GUAUGCACAAGAAGAAGACAAAGAUGAACAUGACUUACAAGAGUCACUGACCAGUAUGUAGCCAAAGUUGAAUGGAUGCAUAACAAGAAGACAAAGAGGAACAUGAGUUACAAGAGUCACUGGCCAUUACCUGAUGAUUAAUUCAUGUUAGAAACAAACAGAUCAGACUAAGUGACCCAUGUUCUUCUCACAUGUUCCCACGUCGUUUAACCCGAGAAUUCCUCUGUUCUUGAGCUUCUCCGUACUAUAUAUAACACGGUCAAGAACCUUAAUAGAGCAUCUCAACCAAAAUAUAGAGUUCUUAAAUAAUUAUUCAUGGAGGGUUUAGAUUCAGUUUUCCUAUCUGAUCGAACCACACACCAGCCGGUUCGAUCUGUGAGUCUUCCUACAAGAAUCCAUCCACUUUCUGUUAAACUCAGAGCAGCCUUGAACCGGCUCAGUAUCUGGAGGAGAUCCUCUUCCUCAGUCUCAGUUUCAGCUUCUUUCGGGUCCGAGACGCUUCUCGUUGGACUCGCGAACCUCACCGAGCUCUACGGCUGCGUCCACGAGCUACUCGAGUCUUCUUACGUGAGAAACACUCUUCGUCACCACCAUAAGGGGAAACUUCUAGAAGAUUCUUUAAAUGGAUCCAUUGUGUUGCUCGACGUGUGUGAGGCCGCAAGGGAGGUGAUUGUCACGAUGAGAGAGCACAUGAUGAAUCUCAAAUCAGCUCUUCGUAGGAAAGGUAGCGUAGAGAAGGAGGUUAGGGCAUAUGCUAACGUGAGGAAGAAGGCAAAGAAAGAAAUCUCCAAACACCUCAAUGGACUUAAGAAAAUGGAAACUAUAGAUAUUUCCCCAAAUAUAGAUCAAGAUCCAGCGGUAGCAUCUACGAGUGUUCUGAGAGAGACGAUCGAAAUCUCUGUCUCGAUUCUCAGGCAUCUUUUGUUGUUCCUAUCGACAACACCACCACCAUCACCACCUCCAGCAAGGAAAAUCAAGAACAUCAUUGGUCUUUUUCCAAUUCCUUUAGCAUCGAGGUCAUUGGCAGAUAGAUAUCUGGAUCUGAUAAAAGAAGUGAAAAGUCUUGACGAUGUCUUUUUGGGCUCUCUUGAGAAGAACAAGAGGAGAGAUAUUGUUGAAGAGAGCUUUGGUGAUCUGGAGGCAGAGCUGGACUCUGUUUUCAAGUGCUUAGUCAAGAACAGAUUAUUGUUCCUUAAUAUCCUAAGUAACUGUUGAGACCUGAGUCUUUUUUUUUUCUCUUUCUUUUUGUCAAUCAGAUGUAUACAUCUCUGUCCUCAAUCCUCAUGUUGUUUCUCUUGCAAGAAAAAAAACAAGAAUCUCAGUUUUGCACUAUUGUAAACCGGGAUUGA
Messenger RNA from Brassica oleracea var. oleracea, 1349 nucleotides. RefSeq lists its product as uncharacterized. The record is from RefSeq and is a predicted model, not a curated record. The transcript has a single exon. NCBI's taxonomy places the organism in Eukaryota, Viridiplantae, Streptophyta, Magnoliopsida, Brassicales, Brassicaceae. Gene Ontology annotation, biological process: shoot system development; root development. Bases 316 to 1215 code for a protein of 299 amino acids.